UCUUCCUCCUCUGCAGCUCCAGGUGGUUUGAGAUCCGCCGUCAAGAGAAAAACUACUGCCGACAAGAAGGCUUCCACCGCUAAUGCCUUGCCUUUGUCCACCAGAGCCGCCGGUGCUGGUGGAUCUUCUUCUACCAUGAUGAAGUUGUUCACUGACGAAGCCCAGGGUUUGAGAGUCGACCCAUUGGUAGUGUUGGUGUUGGCUGUUGGUUUCAUCUUCUCCGUCAUCAUCUUGCACGUCUUUGCCAAGAUCACCGGCAAGUUCACUUAA
This is a messenger RNA of Scheffersomyces stipitis CBS 6054, 270 nucleotides long. Its product is annotated as Arf family guanine nucleotide exchange factor. The annotation marks the transcript as partial. The record is from RefSeq and is a predicted model, not a curated record. The transcript has a single exon. NCBI's taxonomy places the organism in Eukaryota, Fungi, Ascomycota, Pichiomycetes, Serinales, Debaryomycetaceae. Gene Ontology annotation, cellular component: Sec61 translocon complex. Gene Ontology annotation, biological process: intracellular protein transport.